UCGGUGGUUUGUGUUGUCCGUCCUCCUCCCCCUCCUCCUCCUCCAGUGGAGCAUCUUCGGCUUCGCGGCUCUGUGGUGACGAACCUGCCCUCGUUCUGAGGCAGCGCACCGCCGCAAACACCAGCCGUGGCCGGGGGAUGGCAUCGCUCAGCCGCAAGCGCGGAGCAGUUAGGAGCGGCGUGGUGGAGAGGAAGAACCUGCUCACAGUCUGCAGGUUUUCAGUGAAGACUCUGCUGGAUCGCUCCUGUUUUGAAACAAUAGACGACUCUUUCCCAGAGUUCGUUAACUUCGUGUCCAUCCUGGAGCACAUCCUCAGUCAUCGGCUCAAAGGUCAGACAACGUGGUUCGGCUACGAGAGUCCUCGGAGUUUCUGGGAUUACAUAAAAGCGGCCUGCAGCAAAGUGCCUCAUAACUGCAUCCGAAGUAUCGAGAGCAUGGAAAAUGUGCGAUCAUCAAGAUCCAAGGGAAGGGCAUGGAUCAGGGUUGUUCUGAUGGAGAAACGACUGUCAGAGUACAUCUCAUUUUCAAUGAAGGACUUCAAAACCACCAGGAGGUUGUUUGAGGAAGGAGCGAUCAUGCUGGGAGAAGAGGCUGGGCUGUUGGCAGACACUCUCAUUGGACUUAACACCAUUGAUUUCAGCUUCUGUCUUAAAGGAGAGUGUCUGGACAACAGCUGUCCUGCUGUCAUCGACUACACGCCUUACCUGAAGUUCACACAGAGCGCAGACAGCAUCAGCAGCGACGAGGAGGAGAUGAGAACUCUGGGAAGUAGCGGCAGCGAGUGCAGCACCCCUGACAUAAAGGCCACCGCCGCAUCAAUCUUCACCGAGCAGAGCAACCUGGUCAGCAAGUGCAAACGCUUUGAGCAGAAGUACCGCAUGGCUCUGGAGCAGAAGGGUUACCUGGAAGAGCUGGUCCGUCUGCGGGAAGCCCAGCUGUCGGAGGCCGUUUCUCAUAACAAAGCCCUUCAGCAGAGCCUAGGAGACGCGCACCUCUCCCACACGCUGGAGAAACAACAGCUCAAGUAUAUCAUAGUGGAGCUGCAGAACCAACUGACUGUGCUGAAAAACAAUGAUUUGCGUUCCAGACAGGAGUUAACAUCCCAUCUGACCAAUCAGUGGCCAUCUCCAGAUGCCCUGGAUGCCAGUGCUGUUGCCUUGGAUACGCUGCUGUACAGGAAGAGCACUGGGCAGUGGGAGGAAUACAGUCGCCCAGAACCUCAGAACCAAGAUGAAAGGUCAAAAUCAAGUCUGAAGGUAGCAGAUACUUUAAAAGGCAGUCUAAAUCAACCUUUUGUAUCUCUAUAUUUUACCUAUAAUUGCUCAGGAUGAAGGAUUCCUGCAAAGUCAAAGACUUGAUCCAAAUUGCUUUAGGUUUUUAGAUUUAUACCUUGCUUACCAAUUGGGAUUUUUCUGAUUUACUUAAUUUCACUGGAUUGGUACUAAAUUGAAUGGGACAAUGUUUAAUUGAAUCUUAAUUAAGCUGCAUGAUUAGUUUGUGUUGGAAUGGACUACACUGAUCUGAAUGAAAUUUGGACCAAACUGGGUUAGCAAUUUGAUGCUGCCACCCCUGCACUUCACUGUUGGAAUGGUGUUCUAAGGCUUGCAUGCUAUAAACAAUGACCACACUUCAGUUUUGGUUUCAACAGGUCUCCAAAAAUUAAGGUCUUUGUCCCAGAGUGCAUUUGCGGACUGUCAUUUCUUUUAAUAUAUUGUGUCUGGAUUAAUGGCUUCUGCCUCUCUCUCAUUGGCCUUUCAGCCCAUGUCAGUACAGGCUUCAGCCAGCAUCUUUACGUCUUUUGCUUUUCUUCGGUGGUUGAUUAGCACAUUGUCUACCAAAAGCCGUGCAUCUCUGGAACACUGAACCCAUCUCCUUCCUGACCUGUGUGACUGGACAUUACUAGUUUUUAUACUUGCAUACAGUUGUUUAAACAGAUCAGAUUAAUCUGGCACCUUCAGACAUCUUGAAGUUGCAUCCAAGAACAAACCACAGGUGUGGAGAUCCACAAUUCUCUCAGUGAUAUCUUGGCUGGUUUCUUUUGAUUUCCCCAUGAUGUCAUAUAGGGAAGCAGUUUGUUGGAGGUGUAAAUCUAUUUAACUCUGAUGUUGUUAAUGAACCAAUGAGAGGCUUACAAAGCCAGAAUAUCAAGAUUCAGGCUCUCACAAAAUUAUUCAAAUACAUAGUAAUCAUUCUGUGUGAACAGUUCUGAAAAAAACUAAUCUCGAAAAGAUCCUCUAAUUAUUCUGGUAUUUAGCAAAUAAAAGUAAUUUAGGUUAUCCUAACUGACCUAGUGCAGGAAAAGAUC
Molecule: messenger RNA, 2305 nt
Organism: Girardinichthys multiradiatus
Lineage: Eukaryota; Metazoa; Chordata; Actinopteri; Cyprinodontiformes; Goodeidae
Gene: rundc3b
Product: RUN domain containing 3b
Exons: 10
Coding region: 138-1331 (397 amino acids)
Source: RefSeq, a predicted model, not a curated record